UUUUCCUCUCGUCACUGACAGGCUCCGUGCAGCUGUAGGAGGAGUUUGUGGUCACCUCCCCCUCUGAGGCGCUGCGGCCAGAUUCCCCUGCCGAGGUACCACCCCAGCCGCCAAGAUGUCCAGCAAACGUGCCAAAGCCAAGACCACCAAGAAGCGCCCUCAGCGCGCCACCUCCAAUGUCUUUGCCAUGUUCGACCAGUCGCAGAUCCAGGAGUUCAAGGAAGCCUUCAACAUGAUCGACCAGAACCGCGACGGCUUCAUUGACAAGGAGGAUCUUCAUGACAUGCUGGCUUCCCUCGGGAAGAACCCCACCGAUGAGUACCUGGAGGGCAUGAUGAGCGAGGCGCCGGGGCCCAUCAACUUCACCAUGUUCCUCACCAUGUUUGGGGAGAAGCUGAACGGCACCGACCCGGAGGACGUCAUCCGCAACGCCUUCGCCUGCUUCGACGAGGAGGCAUCAGGCUUCAUCCACGAGGACCAUCUGCGUGAGCUGCUGACCACCAUGGGGGACAGGUUCACCGAUGAGGAGGUGGAUGAGAUGUACCGGGAGGCGCCCAUCGACAAGAAGGGCAACUUCAACUACGUGGAGUUCACCCGCAUCCUGAAGCACGGGGCCAAGGACAAGGACGAUUAGAGCCCGGGGCCGCUCAGCCCCUUGACCUCCUCCUGUGCACACCCCCAGCCCCUCGGCCCCCCUUGCUGCCCCACAGCAGGCUCCCCCCCAUGGGAAACGCCUCCCAGGACCAGCCCCCCACAUCGGGUCACGCUUGGAGGGGAAGCGCUCCCGUCACUACGCUGCUGUGUGCCCCUACAUCAGCCCCAGAUCUCCCCUCCAUUGCCUCUCCCGCCCACAGGCUCCCCCCACCGGGACCCCCAGCCUGGCUGUGACCCCCCCCCCAGGCAGCCAUUGACGCCUCAAAGCCACCACCCUGCGGCUGGUCCCUGGGGCUGGGGUGAGCAUCCCAGGUGGGCGCUGGCCUGUGGGCAUUUCUGGCUGGCUCGAGCCCCAGCCAUCCCCGUCUUGGGGCCGUAGCACAGAGAGAAAGCGCCUCUCCCCUCUCCUCCCACACUCCCUUCAUGAAAGAAAACCCACUUUGUUUCCUUCUCCCUGGCUGUUUUAUGGCUUUAGAGCCUGUGAUGUGAGGGAUUCGGGAUGCCGACGCGGCGUAUAAAACCUGACGGGUGUGAUACAGA
Messenger RNA from Calidris pugnax (ruff), 1194 nucleotides. It is a transcript of the gene MYL9, whose product is annotated as myosin light chain 9. NCBI's taxonomy places the organism in Eukaryota, Metazoa, Chordata, Aves, Charadriiformes, Scolopacidae. Gene Ontology annotation, cellular component: myofibril; stress fiber; cytoplasm. The coding region runs from base 116 to 634 and encodes 172 amino acids. Gene Ontology annotation, biological process: platelet aggregation; myofibril assembly. The transcript has 4 exons. Gene Ontology annotation, molecular function: calcium ion binding. The record is from RefSeq and is a predicted model, not a curated record.